UACUUAUGUAAAUAAGGUAUAUUUGUUUGUUUUUUGGGGGGGUUUUGCUCAAAUUUCCAAAAACUUGUUUUUCGCCUUGUCAUUUUUACAUUUUAGAAUAAGGCUGUAAUGUAACAAAAUGUGGAAAAAGUCAAGGAAGGGGUCUGAAUACUUUCCGAAUGCACUGUAUCUCUGAGAAAAUUAUUUUGGUAGAUAGCCAAGACGGAAAGGAAACAACACUUUUUUUUACAGGAUCUUUUGAAGGAAACACCACCUCACAUCGGUUUCCAAAUAGCGACAGGGUUUGGCUUUCAUUUUAAUGAUAGCGUAACCCUCAAAUCCAUGAAUUCAUGUCAGGUCAGAGACAUUUAUGGGAGGAAUGGCCUUUUUUUUUGCCACCGUGGUCUGAAAAUGACUGUUGCGUCCCUCUACGGACUGACAUGUAUGACAAACACUGAUAUUAAUCUGUUUUAAGCAAUCAAUUUUGUGAGAUCGUGAUGACUAUAAACUUUAAUACUAACAAUUAACCAUUCUAACAAAAAAAGUAUGUGCAUUUCCUGUAAUAUUGUGUGGGGAAAACUUUAGUCUGUGUAGUAACACGUUCUGUCCACCAUAGACAAAUUAGGGUUAUAUAACAUAACGAAAUAUGUCAAAGUAAUUCAAUAUUUUAAUAUAUGAUGACAGUAAAUGUAGCACACUCACCCAUUAUUACAAUGACAUCUAUUUCGUCCUACUUUAACCAAUUUAAAAACACAAUUUAACCAGUCACUCUAGACUGGAGCUUCCAUAUGGUCUGUGAAGCAGGCUGAACGUUUGACUGUCGAUGCGAAUACCUUUUCAACUUCAACAACACCUUUGAGAUCCACGACGACAUAGAAGCGCAUGGGGUUGUCCCUGGGCCUGGAGAUUGUCUGCGGUGCACUUCCCAAUCUCAUCCUGGCCAAGUCCCUCAUUCCCAGGUCUCUAGAGAUCUACAUCAUAGGCAUGGCCAGAGGCACCAGUCAAACAAGCUCUUUCCCUGAUGACCUGGACUCUGCCUCUUUGGAUGGAAGGAGGAGCUACAGCCACAGUAGCACCGCCCUCUCCGAGUCUCGAGGCCAGGCGCCCAGCUCCUUCAACGAGGAAGAGGAGGACGAUGAUGACAACGAACCCUCUUCACAGAGUGACUGACGGACAGACAGCUAGCCAGGCAUCAGUGAUGCACCAUACCUCUCUCUCUGAGACUGGUCUCUCAUCUCCUACUCUGUUCACAUGGGGAGUGGAAGUUCUCUGGGGAUGUGGCCAGAUAUACAGGAAAUAGGUUGCCAGUCAUUCAGGUCGAUGAUAUGAUAUUUUAGACGCAUUUAAAUAUCUGUUUCUGUCUUAAAUUCUCCCUUGUAGUUAUUUUUGUAAAUGUCUUCCUGGCUGCUGCCCCUGUAUUUCCUGCAGCGGCGAAAAGGUUCCAAAUUCUUCUGCCAAGAGGCGAUAUCUGCGUAAUCUCCCGGAGAAAAGGUUUGUUGUUUUUUAGAUGGAGUGCAAUGUUUUGUAGUCAUUUUCUAGAGGAUGUGGCUAUGCAUAAAAACACUCACACUGCCGCGACACACCACAGACUCGUGAUGGAAUAUUUUUCACAAUUAUUGAACAUUUCUUCUCAUUUAUUUCCCUGUUCCAACGAAACAUGUCAAACGUACAUGUAUGUGUGUUGAUGUAUGCUAGUGGUUUGACUGUCUGUUCCUCCUUUAACACAACGUUUGUCUAAUCAAUGGGAUCCCGUCCGAUCCUAUUCUAAGCUUGCAUUUUAAUUUAAGGUCUGUUUAGGUUAAUAGAAGGGGAUUUCUAGGCUUCUUUGAACCACCCCAAAACAUUCUGUAAAAUAUAUAUAUUUUUUACGCUACUUAUGAUACUCCUUUACUAUUUUUUGCAGUUUAAUGUCAGCCAUUAGAUGCAACUGUGUGGAAAGAAGCCAGCAGUAACCUUUAACCCAGGUAUUAGCCCUACCUUGUCUAGAAACAAGGGUACAUUGAGUAAAUUUUGUUUUAUUUUAAGUGUGAACCAUUCUGCCUAUCAUCAAUGCCUUUUUUAAUAUAAUCAUUGUGCCGAUAUGUAAUGGCCUAUUCCAUUCAAUUGCACCCUCCUGAA
This is a messenger RNA of Salvelinus namaycush (lake trout), 2097 nucleotides long. It is a transcript of the gene tfdp2, whose product is annotated as transcription factor Dp-2. NCBI's taxonomy places the organism in Eukaryota, Metazoa, Chordata, Actinopteri, Salmoniformes, Salmonidae. The coding region runs from base 862 to 1149 and encodes 95 amino acids. The transcript is spliced from 3 exons. The record is from RefSeq and is a predicted model, not a curated record.